AUGGCUGAACAUACUCCAUUUUUCUUAGGUUUUAGUGGCUGUUACACAAAGCCGUCGUCACACCAGGCAAAAGUUUCGCACCCAAGGCUCAUGAACAGUUUACUGUGCAUAGAAUACUGCAGAGGGAAUGACUUGCCUUACGCCGCUGUAUCCAAUGAUGAAUGCCUGUGUGUGGAUACCAAACCCACCGGAAGUCAGUCCUCCAGCGCAUGCUCUCUGGGGUGUCCGUACAACCCUAUGCAACACUGUGGCGGAACAAACGUGGCCAAUGUGUACCUGAUAGGUUUCUAUUAUCACCGUGCACCGUCGUGUGUGGCUCUGGCGUCGCAGGGGGUCCUUUUGGAAGGGUAUUAUUGGAUAAGCGAAACAGAAGGAGCCGCAUCUAGAAAAGUGCAGUGCAAUCCUACAGCUCCGUGUCACACUCCUUUGAUCCACACCUACUCGAGUACCGUCACCAUCACACAUUCCAACUCAACAGACAACAAUUGUACAGCUGAGAACAUAUACCUGUAUGGCCCAAGUGGCUGCUAUUUUGCAAAUGAAGACACCGAGCCUUGGGUCCAAGUAUCCUUUGAUCAGCUUUAUAUUAUAACUGGCGUGGUAACUCAAGGAUCGAAUGACCCGGAUAAUCAGCAGUGGGUUGAGAACUAUGCUCUGGAAUACAGUGAGAAUGGCGUAAAUUGGACACAGUAUGAAAAUGGAACACAGUUGACUGGUAAUUCAAAUUUCAACGCAGUCGUUCUAAACACACUGACGUAUCCGAUCCUAGCGCGAUAUGUGCGGGUGUAUCCUUCUAAGUCGACGUGUGAAAACAAUUGUAGUCUCCGCCUUGAGUUGAACGGCUGCAAGUACAGCAGUUUUGACCACUCUCUGCAGUAUGUUGGGUGUGUCAUAGAGACUACAGAUCCCAAUGGGCAAGUUAUGGUCCACAGCGCUUCAACGAGCUGCCAGUUGCCGUCGGAUUGUAUAGAUCUGUGCAGGGCGGCGGGGUUCUUGUAUGCUGGCCUACAGGGAGCCAACUGCAGCUGUGCAAAUGAAGUUAGAACAUACGGGUAUGCAGCAAGUUCUCAUUGCGACAUCACGUGUACAGGCGAUUCCAAGCAGCGUUGUGGCGGAGAGAAUCGAUAUUCAGUGUGGCGAACUUGGGAGGUCCGUUGUCCCGAAGUGCCCUCUGUCGGCAACGCAACCGCGUCCAGUACGAGCCGCAACCACAACUCGCAGGUGACCUACUCUUGCCUACCUGGCUAUGUUUGGCCAAAUGGAACCAUAGAGGCAGAGAAAACGAUUACUUGUACGUUUAACAACUGGACUGCACCUCCACCCGGUUGUGAAGCAAUCCACUGUACCUCCGCUCUCCCGACAGCGGCCAACACCACACUCAGCGUCGUGGGGGGUGACGAGGUGGGUGCCGUGGCCACCUACACCUGUCUACAGCACUACCGAUUCCCUGGCGGUUCUACGACGAAGACGGUGUCCUGUUUGACCACGGGUCAGUGGUCCGCUGCCUCAGUGUCCGCAUGUGAAAUGAUCCUGUGUCCAGCAAUAUCAAGCAGCCUUAUCAAUGCAGUGGUCAACUCCACUGAGCGCCAGGUGGGAUCAGCUGUGGAGUACCAGUGCACUAACAAUACUGGCUUCGGGGACGGAGGUACCAAGAGGGUACGGCUGUGCUUGGACAGUGGACAGUGGGAUAGAGCGGAAGAGGACUGUGGUAAGGUUUUUGGUCGCCAUUUUGAAACUGAUGGCCAUUUUGGAUUUUUUGAAAAAGGUUGUCAUAUUCAGUUUCUGAUAUCACAUAGUGAUAAAGAUAUAGUGUAG
Messenger RNA from Lingula anatina, 1815 nucleotides. RefSeq lists its product as uncharacterized. Gene Ontology annotation, cellular component: plasma membrane. NCBI's taxonomy places the organism in Eukaryota, Metazoa, Brachiopoda, Lingulata, Lingulida, Lingulidae. The record is from RefSeq and is a predicted model, not a curated record. Gene Ontology annotation, molecular function: signaling receptor activity.